This is a messenger RNA of Lycium barbarum (goji berry), 1389 nucleotides long. RefSeq lists its product as uncharacterized. The record is from RefSeq and is a predicted model, not a curated record. The transcript has a single exon. The coding region runs from base 1 to 1389 and encodes 462 amino acids. Lineage: Eukaryota; Viridiplantae; Streptophyta; Magnoliopsida; Solanales; Solanaceae.
AUGAUGAAGACACUCUUUUGGAAUAUUAGAUCUGUGAACACACAACAAGCUUUUUACAGAGUCCAAAUGCUGCACAGACAUCACAAAUUCUCCAUUAUAGCUUUAAUGGAGCCUUUUCAACACUUUAGGCAUAUUCAGGGAUUUAGAAGGAGAUUAGGUAUGAGAUAUGCCCAUUACAACUGCAAUGGUAAAAUAUGGUUCUUUGUAUAUGAUAAUGUGGAUGUGGAGAUCCUGCAGGACCUAGAACAACAGAUUACUAUAAAGCUGCUUUUCCAAGAUUGGAAUAAGUCACUUAUGGUAACUAUGGUCUAUGCAAAGUGUGAUCAUCUGGAAAGAAUCAGUUUGUGGGAUAGUCUGUAUAAUUUGGCUGAUCAAAUGGAAUUACCUUGGUUGGUAGGGGGUGAUUUUAAUUUCAUUAUGAAUGAAGAUGAGAAGAUUGGUGGUUUACCUGUAUAUCUAGAUGAAUAUGAGGAUUUUGCAUUUUGUAUUACUUCAUGUGAGCUGUUUGAUAUAAAUUAUAAGGGGAGUCUAUUUACUUGGUGUAAUGGGAGGGCAGGUAGUGACUGUAGUUUCAAGAGAUUGGAUAGAAUGAUCGCAAACUCUAAAUUACAAGAUGGGUUUGCACAUAUGGAGGUGCAACAUUUAUCCAGAACUGGCUCAGACUAUGCCCCUUUACUACUUACUUGUGGUGAAUCUUCACAUCACAUAAGGAAGCCUUUCGGAUUUCUAAAAUUCUGGACAGAACAUGAAUCUUUCUUAGAGGUGGUUAAUCAGGCAUGGAUCACAAAUUUUGAAGGGGAUGAUUUUAUCAGAUUUAAGCUGAAAUUGAAGAAUGUGAAAUCUGCUUUAUCUGCUUGGAGUAAGGCAACUUUUGGUGAUAUUUUCAAGCAACUGACAGUAAGGGAAGAGGUGGUGAGAAUUAAAGAACAAUGUUUUGAAGAGGAUCCUACCCCUAUGAACAGGAUGGUGCUACAGCAAGCACAAGCAGCAUUGAAAAAUUAUGUUCAUUAUGAGGAAGAAUUUUGGAGAAAAAAGUCGCAUAUGAAUAAUUUUGCUGAGGGUGACAGGAAUACAAGGUACUUUCAUAGUAUUGUGAAUGGUAGGAGAAAGAGAUUGCAGAUCAGAAGAAUUCAGAAUCAGCAAGGAGUAUGGAUAGAAGGGGAGUCACCUUUGGCAGAAGAAGCUUGUAGAUUUUACCAACAGCAGUUCUCUCAAGAGGUUGAUCCAUUAGACUUUGAAUUGCUACAACAUGUUCCUAAUAUGGUGGAUCAGGAUACUAACAAUCAGCUGGUAAGCAUGCCAACUCUAGAGGAGGUGAAGAAGGCUGUAUUUGAAUUAUCUGCAGAUAGUGCUGGUGGUCCAGAUGGUAUGACCGGAAUAUUUUAUUAA